Molecule: messenger RNA, 3350 nt
Organism: Linum tenue
Lineage: Eukaryota; Viridiplantae; Streptophyta; Magnoliopsida; Malpighiales; Linaceae
Source: the annotation of a GenBank genome assembly
CUUAGAUUAGAAAGGAAAAAGGAGAACUCAUUUUUGCACACACACGGAUGAAUAUUUUACACACAUCUUCUCUUUCUAUUGCCUCUCUGCCAUAUCCUUUGCACGAAAAUGGCCGUCGCCGCUCUCAGCUGUCUCCCGCCCUAGAAAGCUUGCAAUCACUGCCCACUGACUGUUGGGUUCAAAAAGUUCAACCCUUUUUCACUCCUUUACCCCCGUUUCGUCCCGAUUGUUAAUCGAACUCAGCUCUACCAACAGCGACAAUGGCGUCCACGCCGCCGCUCUCAAUCAACGCCCAGAAGCCUUAUCACAACAACCCGCUAACACAAAACAACUUCCAGACCAGCAGCCACCGUCAGCACCAGCAUCACCACCACCACAACCACCACCCGCAGCAGUACCGCCAGGUACCCAAUCAGAAAUUCUGGGUCCCGGGCACGCGCAGCGCCGCCGCCGCCGCUUCUUCCUCCGCUGCUACAGCUCCCGCCUUUCCUUCCCUAGCUCCCCUUAAGUCACCCGAUUCCAACCUCGCCGCCAACUUUUCGGGUCGCAGCUCGACCCGGGUUGUCUCCAAGUUCCACCUGGGUCGACCUAAGUCAACGGCGGGCUCCCGCCACACUCCAAUCUCCGAGGAGGCUCUCCGCCAGGUGAUGAGUUCAGGAAAAGACGAAUUAACCCUCGAGAACGUUCUCCUCGCGUUUGAGUCUCGCCUCUGCAGCUCCGACGACUACAUUUACAUGCUCCGUGAGCUCGGCAACAAUGGCGAUUGGGGAAGAGCCCUCUGCUGCUUCGAGUUUGCCAUCAAGAGGGAGAAGAGAAAGCUGGAGAAGGGGAAGUUAGCCAGCUCCAUGAUCAGCACACUCGGAAGAUUGGGCAAAGUGGAGCUGGCAAAGAGCGUCUUCGAGACAGCUUUCAAUGAAGGGUAUGGCAACAAUGUGUACACUUUCUCUGCUUUGAUUAGUGCUUAUGGGAAGAGUGGCUACUGUAAUGAAGCUAUGCAGGUCUUGGAAUCGAUGAAGUACUAUGGCCUUAAGCCGAAUUUGGUCACUUACAAUGCUGUGAUUGAUGCUUGUGGCAAGGGGGGAGUUGAGUAUAGCAAACUAGUAGAGAUUUUCAACCUCAUGUUGAAGGAUGAAGUGGAGCCUGAUCGAAUUACCUACAACACUCUGCUUGCUGUAUGUAGUAGAGGAGGUUUAUGGGAUGCUGCCAGAAGUUUGUUCAGUGAAAUGGAAGGUCGAGGGAUCCAACGGGAUUUGCAUACUUAUAAUACCCUUCUAGAUGCUGCUUGUAAAGCUGGGCAAUUAGACAUAGCAUCGAAGAUUAUGUCCGAGAUGCCUGGAGAGAAGAUGUUUCCAAAUGUGGUUACUUAUAGCAUUAUGAUUGAUGGUUAUGCUAAAGCUGGUAGAUUGAAUGAUGCCCUGUUGUUGUUUAAUGAAAUGAAGGUUAAGGGGAUUGAGUUGGAUAGAGUUUUGUAUAACACAUUGCUCUCGGUUUAUGCUAACCUUGGUAAACUUGAGGAGGCUCUGGACGUCUACAAGGAGAUGCAAGCUUUUGGAUUUGGAAGAGAUGUUGUUACUUAUAAUGCACUCAUAGCUACAUUUGGGAAGAAGUGCAAGUACCAUGAAGUGAGAAGAGUGUUUGAAGACAUGAAACUACGGCGUGUGUCUCCAAACUUGGUAACCUAUUCGACUUUGAUCGAUGUGUAUUCCAAAGGUGGGUUUUAUAAUGAAGCCAUGGAAGCGUUUAGAGAGUUGAAGCUAGCAGGAUUCGAGGCUGAUGUUGUUCUCUACAGUGCACUUAUCAAUGUGUUGUGUGUUGUGUUGGUGGAUUCGUUGAAACUGCUGUUUCUUUGCUUGAUGAGAUGACAAAGGCUGGUACUAGACCUAAUGUCGUAACUUACAACUCGAUCAUCAAUGGUUUUGGUCUGUCAUUUGAUUCGGAAUCUGUGGUGGUUAAUGAUGCUGAGAAGGGCGAUGAAAUGUUGCAAGUUGGUCCUUUAAGGACAAUUAUUGCCCAGGAGGCUGCUGGCUUAGAUGAGCUGAUGGAGAAAGGUGAUAACAAGAUCAUGAAGAUAUUUGGGCAGCUUGCCGCGGAGAAGGAUGGGUUAUCAAAGAAUGGCGAAAGGAAGGAACUUUUGUGCAUAUUGGGGCUCUUCCAAAAGAUGCAUGAGCUGCGAAUCAAACCAAAUGUUGUCACAUUUUCAGCCAUUCUAAAUGCUUGCAGUCGUUGUAAUUCCUUUCAAGAUGCCUCGGUGUUACUCGAGGAGCUACGCUCAUUCGAUAACCAAAUCUACGGUGUAGCUCAUGGACUCCUGAUGGGUUACAGAGGAAAUGCUUGGCUGCAGGCAUGCUCACUCUUUGACGAAAUGAAGUCUUUGGACGCUCCCACUGCAUCUGCCUUCUACAACGCGCUAACAGAUGUUCUGUGGCAUUUUGGGCAGAAACGUGGGGCCCAGCUAGUUGUGGUCGAAGGAAAACGUCGGCAGGUAUGGGAGACCGUGUGGUCAGACUCUUGCUUAGAUCUGCAUCUGAUGUCUUCUGGCGCUGCUCUAGCCAUGGUUCACACAUGGCUGCUUGAUAUCCGAUCCAUUGUGUUUGAAGGCCGAGAACUGCCCAAAUGGUUGAAGUAUGCAUCCUACCAUUAGCUCUGGUCAAUUACGCAAAUAAUCAUUGAACUACUCUGAUUUUUAACAAACUUGUAGAUCAUGUUGUUAGUGUCAUAAACCAGUUAGUGCCAAUAACUCGAAUUGUUGAGAGAAGGUUAUGUUGGAUCUUAUACCACUGUCUAACAGUUAGUAGGCUAAAAAUUUGCUGCCCUAAAGGAUACACUGUUUCAAGCAGCUGCUUAUAUACUCAUGUUACUUUUUGUUGUUGGUUUCUUGCAGCAUCCUGACUGGAUGGGGCAAGCAUAGUAAAGUGGUAGGAAACAGUGCCCUAAAGAGAAAUGUGGAAGCUCUGCUUACCGGAAUGGGAGCCCCAUUCCAACAGGCGAAAUGCAACCUAGGUCGGUUCAUAUCAUCAGGAGCUCUCGUCACGGCAUGGCUGAGAGAACCCGGCACCCUAAGCGUGCUCGUUCUUCACGAUGCCAGAACACCAGACGUCGCAGACAAUGAUGUUUCGAGAUCCGGUGUUGAAAUGCAGAUGAUUGCUUUGUAGUGGUGGUAGUAGUAGCUGUUUCAUUGUUGUACCAUCAUCAUCACCCUAUUUAUUUUGGUCUUAGGUUCCGUUCCAUAAAAUUCUGCUCAAACCAUUAGUAGGUUGGAGAGGGGACUUAAGCUACAUGUAGAGGUCUUGUCCAUGUAAGACAUUCUGCUCAAUCGAUAGAAGUUUUUCAGAGACAGAGAACUGUCUUUU